ACAAUCGUCAUGGUUUAUUUAGACUUUUGUAUUUUUAUCAAAUUAGUAGUGAUAUUAAAUUUUGCAAACAGUGAAAAUUUGUUGGUCCAAACGGGAAAAUUCUCAGAAGACGAUGUGCAAAUUUGCUUGGACAGUUUUGCGGUCCACACGGAUAAAAUAAUACGGACCCAAGACUCACUAGCUCUCGGGGCCAAGUAUCUGAUGGAGGCCGAGCUGGACAGCCGACAAGAUUGUUUGAAACUUUGUUGCAAGACCAACGAGUGCGAUGUUUUUGUCUUUGAAGAAAAGAAACAGGGAAGCUGUUAUUUAUUCCACUGCGGGCCGCCUCACGACUUCAAAUGUAAAUUUACCAGCCACGUAAAUUACAGCAGCGCAGUGUUGACGAAUCUGAACAUCAGAUCUCAUACGCACUUGGAGGAGCAAAUGCGUCAUAGUCAACAGGAACACGAGCUGAAGUCCCUGAGAAAAAUGGUGGAGAGACCGCUGGAAUACUCGUUCACGCCAGCGUCAAUAGUAGUCCAGCCAGUGACAGAAAUUCCAGUGGUGAUAAAACCGAUCCCGACCACUUCUCGACCAAUGAAGCCUGGAUGCAGCCGAAACCAGUACGAGUGUCGCAGCUCCCACGAGUGCAUAGCAAUUUACAACGUCUGCGACGGGAUUCCCCAAUGUUCGGAUGCCUCUGACGAGGCCAGCGACCUGGGGUGUCCGACGGAAAAACCCACGUCUCCCCCCGUCGCCGGACCGCCCAGACCACCUCCCCCGCCUCCAGAGCCUCCGGUUCCGGCCCACGAGCUCAAGUAUCCUCUUCAUCAUAAAUACCCACCUUUGUACGGGAAUCCCGAGCUGGCCAAAACCUGGCACCAGGUUUAUCCCCAGCAAGGUGUCCAGUAUCCUCUGCCUCAAGUCCCCAACUACGGACCCGGCUAUAUUAACGCCUGGGACUAUCGGCAGAUGUACGACCAACAGACACCUUUUAACAAAGACGCUUUUCCUGUAAAUCCGAAAGACAACGGUCUGAUACCGCACUACGCGGAAAGGCAGCAUAUUUUUAAUCACAAAAAACCUGGGGGUGAUAAUCCUGAUGAAACUCCUUACCUUGAUCCAGAAAGAUACGAUCCUUACUAUCCCAGGCAGCUUCAUGAGUCCUGGCAGCAACCAGCUCCUCUUCCUGAUGUUCCCAAGUUAGUAGUGACGAUUCCUUCCGUUGUUUUAACGAGAAAAGAGUCCCGGCAAGAUGACAGACAUCCUGAUGCUAAAAAUGAUAAGACAUCAGCUGAAGGAAUAUCAACCAAAGAGACUGUCAGCAUAAAAAAAGAGUUGGAGACUGAGAAGAGUGUCAAUAAAGAGGCUAAAAUUUCUGGAGAUAAAACUGAGCAUUUGAGUGGUAAAGAUAAAGAUGACCUGGUGGACAAUAAAAAUGUACAUGUUGAGAAAGCUAGUGAGAAGGUGGAGAAACAUGAAGUAAGGGUUCAUCACUAUGCUGAGCACUUGCAGAGUCAUAACAAGGAUGUCAGCAAUGAAAUAUUAAAGCCCAGAGGAGCUGUGAUAUCUCUGGCGCUUGGGCUGACGGUCACUGCGAUAAUGGUCGCUUUGUUUACGUGUAGGUUGAGGGUGCUGAGGAAAAGGGGCAAGCGGCAUGGACCUUUUGCCCAUGACGCUGAUUAUCUAGUCAAUGGAAUGUAUCUGUAA
Molecule: messenger RNA, 1689 nt
Organism: Cotesia congregata
Lineage: Eukaryota; Metazoa; Arthropoda; Insecta; Hymenoptera; Braconidae
Source: the annotation of a GenBank genome assembly